This is a messenger RNA of Tarenaya hassleriana, 3186 nucleotides long. Its product is annotated as pentatricopeptide repeat-containing protein At5g27110-like. Gene Ontology annotation, molecular function: protein binding; RNA binding. Bases 45 to 2480 code for a protein of 811 amino acids. The record is from RefSeq and is a predicted model, not a curated record. NCBI's taxonomy places the organism in Eukaryota, Viridiplantae, Streptophyta, Magnoliopsida, Brassicales, Cleomaceae. Gene Ontology annotation, biological process: RNA modification. The transcript has 2 exons.
CCUUCUUUCGCUUCUUUGUUACGCCAUUGCAGUUCCUCUGGUGAAUGCUAUUGUCAUUAUAUAUAUAUAUAUAUACAUAUAACUUACACUUUGUUCAAGUUGAAAUGGACAUUUCAACGUUGUCGUCGCUAUUAAGAACAUGUAAGAACUCCAAGUUCUUGAAACAAGCUCACCAGAGAAUCCUCGCACUCGGGUUGCAAACCAAGGUUGUUAUCUGCAAAAGCCUCAUCAAUGGCUACUUCUCCUGUAAGGACCACGGUUCCGCAAGACAUGUCUUUGAAACCCUUGACAAUCCAUUGGAGAUCUCCUUGUGGAACUCCCUCAUGUUUGGUUACACGAACAACUCCAUGUUCCAUGAAGCUCUUGAGGUUUUCGGGAGAUUGUCGCAGUACCCUUUUCGCAUGGCUGAUUCUUACACAUACCCGAAAGUGUUGAAGGCUUGUGGCGCCAUCAGUAAGGAGCGCUACGGUAGAAUGGUUCAUGGUCUUUUGGUGAGAAACGGGCAUCUAUGUGAUGUUGUGGUGGCUAGUUCUCUGGUCGGCAUGUACGCGAAGUGUAACUUGUUCGAGUGGGCAGUCCAAAUGUUCGACGAAAUGACUGAGAGAGAUGUAGCGUCUUGGAACACGGUUAUAUCGUGUUGUUAUCAAAGCGGGGAGGCAGAGAAGGCUCUGGAGUUGUUUGGUAGAAUGAAAGGCUGUGGCUUUGAACCGAAUUCAGUGACACUAACCUUAGCCAUCUCGGCAUGUUCUAGGAUAUUGGAUUUGGAGAGAGGGAAGGAGAUUCACAGAGAAUGUGUGAAUAAAGGACUCGUCUCGGAUGAGUAUGUAAGCUCUGCUCUUGUCGACAUGUAUGGGAAAUGUGGCUGCUUGGAGAUGGCUAGAGAGAUUUUUGAACACAUGCCAAGAAAGAACGUGGUCGCCUGGAAUUUGAUGAUCCAAGGCUAUGCCCCAAGAGGCGAUAGCCAGUCAUGCAUUGUGCUUCUGAAUAGAAUGGUAAUAGAAGAAACACGGCCGAGUGAGACAACCUUAACCAGCAUUCUGAUGGCCUGUUCUCGUUCAUCUAAUCUUCGACAUGGAAAAUUUUUACACGGAUACUUGAUCAGGAAUGUAGUAGAUGCAGAUUUCUUUAUAGAAUGCUCCCUUAUCGAUCUUUACUUCAAAUGUAGCAAAGUGAAGCUGGCUGAGACAAUGUUUGUGAACACUCAGAAGACGUUUGUUGCUACAUGGAAUGUUAUGAUCUCCGGGUAUGUCGGUUUGGGCAUGUGGUUUGAGGCUCUUGCAGUGUACGACAAAAUGGCAGCUGCUGGUGUGAACCCAGAUGUCGUGACUUUCACGAGUGUCUUACCCGCUUGUUCUCAGCUGGCUGCACUCGAGAAGGGAAAGGAGAUUCACUUGUCCAUCAAUGAGAACAAACUCGAAAGAGAUGAGUUGGUGAUGAGUGCUCUUCUUGACAUGUACUCUAAAUGCGGCGACUUGAAAGAAGCAUCUAGAAUUUUUUACUGUUUGCCGAAGAAAGAUACUGUCUCUUGGACUGCAAUGAUAGCUGCGUAUGGAUCUCACGGCGAAGCUACAGAAGCUCUGAAGCUUUUUGAUGAAAUGCAGAGAGUUGGUGCCAAACCAGACAGGGUAACAUUUCUUGCAGUCUUACCUGCUUGUUCACAACUGGCUGCACUCGAGAAGGGCAAGGAGAUUCACUUGUCCAUCAGUGAGAACAAGCUCGAAAUAGACGAGUUGGUGAUGGGUGCUCUUCUUGACAUGUAUUCUAAAUGCGGUGAUGUGAUAGAAGCAUCUAGAAUCUUCUACGAUUUGCCAAAGAAAGAUGUUAUUUCUUGGACUGCAAUGAUAGCUGCAUAUGGAUCUCACGGCAAAGCCACAGAAGCCCUGAAGCUUUUUGAUGAAAUGCAGAAACUUGGUGCAAAACCAGACAGAGUAACAUUUCUUGCAGUGUUAUCAGCAUGUGGUCAUGGUGGGUUAGUUGAUGAUGGUCUCAAGUGUUUCAGUCAGAUGAGAAAUGAAUAUGGAAUUAUACCGGGUAUUGAACAUUACUCAUGCUUGAUUGAUCUCUUGGGACGAGCCGGGCGUUUGCCUGAAGCUUACGAAGUUCUGCAAGAGAAUCCAGAGAUGAGAGAGAAUGCCCGGCUACUGAGCACUCUCUUCUCUGCCUGUUGCUUGCACCAUAACCAUCAGUUGGGAGAGAAAAUCGCAAGAUUGCUUGUGGACAAGGACCCAAACGAUGCAUCGAAUUACAUUGUUUUGUCCAAUCUAUAUGCUUCUGGUGGGAGAUGGGAUGAAGUGAGGCAAGUAAGAUGGAAGAUGAAAGAACUUGGACUGCAGAAGAAACCGGGCUGCAGUUGGAUUGAGAUUGAUCGACAAGUAUGGCCCUUCUUUGCUGAGGCCACAUCUCAUCCAAAGGCUGAGAAGAUUUAUGAAUGUCUUGCCCUUCUGGGCGAUCACACGGAAGAGACAGAAAGUUUCUCUUAGAAGCUUGUCAAUGAUUCUGUGCCUGAGAUGAUCAAAAAGGUAUGUUUCUGUUGGACGAGAUGAAAGGCAGAGGGAUACUACUAGCAAAAUGGAGCAGAAGAACCACCAAUCUCAACACAAAGUGAAAGGCUAGAUUCUGAUUCUGAGAUUUAUACUUGUCAAGUAAUGAAAGUCAAGGGUUUGCCCCACUUCAUGCACACAAUGAACCAGCAGCUCUCCAUAUGGAUGGAGGCUUGGAGCAACGACCCGUGGAACUGGAAAAGACAGUUUGUUCCCUGUCAAGACUUCUUAGCCGAGAAACCGAGGAUGAAGUCACGGAUCUCGUCACUGUUGGCUCGGUCUAAUGCAGUUCUCCCGUCCUCAUCCUUGACCUAGAAAUCGACACCGUUUGAACCAGCAAGUGGCUGUCGACCCAUUUGAGGGUCCGAGUCGGGCGAGUCGGAUCCGGGGCGACAGAUAACCAGAAGAGAGCUUCGUGGAAGGAGUGUAAUUUCUUAUGAUGGGUUUGUGAGAGAAGAGUGAGCUCGUGAAAGGAGCUGUGCAUGAGAUUGAAGCCAUUGUUGUCUGUUUCUUCUUCUCUGCGAAGAAAAAUAUCUGCAGAUUUUCGAGGGAGGUUUCUUGAUAGAGCAAACCGGUCUUGACCGGAUUUGAAUGGUUUUCUUCUAUCGAUCAGUCUGAAUUGAAUUCCAUUUUGAUAUAAUUGUUA